Pichia kudriavzevii is the source of this 3594-nucleotide messenger RNA. RefSeq lists its product as uncharacterized. The transcript has a single exon. The record is from RefSeq and is a predicted model, not a curated record. Gene Ontology annotation, biological process: intracellular signal transduction; protein phosphorylation; microtubule cytoskeleton organization. Bases 1 to 3594 code for a protein of 1197 amino acids. Gene Ontology annotation, cellular component: cytoplasm. Lineage: Eukaryota; Fungi; Ascomycota; Pichiomycetes; Pichiales; Pichiaceae. Gene Ontology annotation, molecular function: protein serine/threonine kinase activity; ATP binding; tau-protein kinase activity.
AUGUCUUCUAAUCAAGAGUCUAACCAAUCUUAUGAUAUCAACCAAUUGAAAAUACCUAAAGUUAGACACCAAACUUCAAAUGUCGCUCAGGCAACUCCAAGGAUGUUGCGUAACGCCUCAAACUCGGCUAAUCUAUCCGAUGAAUAUAAUAUCAACCCCGACUACCAAAUCCCUCAAAGAACUCCAUCGAAAAGACUGCCUAGUGUGCAUGAAAGAACAGUGUCUCAUUCCAACCAAUUGGAGUCCAAUCAUGGACUGCUUCCAGGAAUGGAUGCCAACCAAGGCAACCAUUCUCCUCUACGAAGAAGAACAACACAACAAGCUCCGUCAACUCCUAGUCGAAUAAAUCCAAAUAAUCAACAUCAUUUAACUCCUCAACAAAAGACCCCGCUACAGCAGCAGCAACAACAACAACAACAACAACAACAACAGCCACCACAACAGUUCCACAGAAGAUCUAUUGGCGACUGGGAAUUCACUAAAACCGUUGGAGCUGGUUCAAUGGGUAAAGUGAAACUCGCUAAACAUAGAUUAACUCAGGAGGUUUGCGCAAUCAAAGUUGUAACAAGAGCCUCCAAAGUCUGGCAGAGACAGCACAUGAAUGAUGCACCUACUAGUGAUCCGAACGAAUUGGCUCAAAGGAAGAAGGAAUACGAAAAGGAAAUUGCUAGGGAUAAAAGAACAAUCAGAGAAGCAGCUCUUGGUAAGAUUCUCUACCAUCCUUACAUUUGUAGGUUGUAUGAAAUGUAUUCAAUGUCAAACCACUACUAUAUGCUAUUUGAAUAUGUCUCGGGUGGUCAAAUGUUGGAUUAUAUCGUUGCUCAUGGUUCUUUAAAAGAAUCUCAAGCUAGAAAAUUUUGCCGGGGAAUCGGCUCUGCACUAUCUUAUUGUCAUGCUAACAAUAUUGUUCACAGAGACUUGAAAAUUGAAAAUAUCAUGAUAACUAACCAUGGUGAAAUCAAAAUCAUUGAUUUCGGCUUGUCAAAUCUAUACAAUCAUGAACAUUUGCUAAAAACUUAUUGUGGCUCCCUAUAUUUUGCAGCUCCUGAAUUGCUAUCAGCUAAACCUUAUAGAGGCCCGGAAGUUGACAUCUGGUCAUUUGGAGUUGUCUUGUUUGUUUUGGUUUGUGGUAGAGUCCCCUUUGACGACAAAUCCGUUUCAAAUCUACAUGAAAAAAUUAAAAAGGGCCAUAUUGAUUACCCAAAUCAUUUGACUCCAGAAUGUGUUGAUCUUUUGAAGAAGAUGUUGGUUGUUGAUGUCACAAAGAGAGCCAAAAUAGGUGAAAUUCUAUGUCAUAAGUGGAUGAAUAAAGGUUAUGGCAAUAUAGUAAAUAGUUACCUACCAGAGAGAAUUCCGCUCCAAUUACCCUUGGAUCCAGAAAUCAUAUCUGAAAUUUCGAACUUGAAUCUUGGUUCAAACGAAGUUGAAAUACAUUCAGAAUUAACCGAGAUCUUAACUUCAAGCUAUUAUCAUAGAUGCGUAUCAAAUUGGAUUGCUAAAAGGAAUGGCGAAAGAUACGAUCCUAACCUGUUAGAUCCAACCAAGGGCUUUCACCCCCUUGUUUCUAUUUAUUUUUUGGUGAAAGAGAUGAUAGCUAGAAAGAGGGCUAAGUCACUGCAAAAUUCAAAUAGCAAUGCCGCCGAAACGUUCAAGCAACAUUCAAAUCCUGGUCAAUACGUAACUCCACAAAUAGAACAAAAUCCUGUUUUCAAUGUAACUUCGCCACAUCCAAAUAUGGUACAUGAACCCCAAAAUAGAAUAGUAACCCAACCUGUUCCACAGCAAUACCAACAUACCAACAAGAAUGGUGUGGGGCAAUAUCAAUCUGAAAAUAACACUCAAAAUCUUCAGCCUGCUCCACUUUUGUCCUCCAGUUCAAACAAAGGACAAGUACCUCCUUUGAAGAAUCCAAAACAAAUCCAAUCUGAAACUGAAUCUCAUAAUCCUGAUAUGAGUAUCCAUGUUCCUAAUCCUGCAUUCAACCUACCUUUCCCAGAAGCGGCUUACACUUCUCCCCAUGAAGAUGUUUCCUCACAUUCGUUUAAUCGGCAUGCUGCUAAUCCUAUCAACGAAUCCACCCCGCCUCCUCAGCAACAACCAUCACCAAUUGGUGAAUCUGGUAUUAACUCAUUAAUGAGGAAAAUCAGUACUGGUAACAAAAGAAAGGAUGAUGUGCAUAGAGUUGCCAGUGUUAAGGUUACAUCCAAGGAAAAGCAACAAUUACAGGUUCCGUCUGCUUCCAACCAGUUAUCCAUGUCUUCGGCUACAAGAAAGCAUAUACCUCAUCAUCAACGUGCUACAUCAGCUUACACUGCCUCUAUCUUCAAUCCUGAAAAUAUGCAACGUCAAGAUCAAAAACCACUUCAACAUUCCUCAAGUAUGCGUAAAUACCAUCCAUCGGCUAGAGCUAAUUCCAUGGGUCAUUCCAGGAAACAUUCUCUUACUUUCACUAAAUCAGGCACUUACACUGUCGACAAGAACGCACCACCAUUGCCAAGCUUCAAUACAAAUGGAACUGACUAUGAUGGAUUCUUUGACGAUGAGAUGGACAACAUUGUAUUUGACGAUAACGAGAAACCAAUGGCAAAGCUUACCGAUAAAGAGAUUAUUGAACAAUUUGAGAAGGCACCACCCAAUUCGAUGCCAUCCAUUGAGUAUCCGAAAACCUUGUUUCUUAAGGGUUUCUUUUCUGUCCAAACGACAUCUACCAAACCUUUACCUAUAAUCAGAUACGACAUUAUAACUGUAUUACCUCAAUUGGGUGUUAAAUUCGUUGAAGUGAAAGGUGGGUUCAUAUGUGUGCAUUACCCAUCAAUUAUUGAUUCACCAAAGAAACCAUUCAAAUCACAUACUAGGGCAAGCUCAAUAUCUAGUCCAGCAAAGUCUAUUCAUGAGCAACAAUAUCACCAACCAGGAAUUGACAACGUUAUGGAUGAUAAUAACGGUAAUAGCAACUACGUUGAUCAUGAGGGCCAUUUAAAUAAAACUAAUGACACUGAUGGUUUGAAAACUCCGACUCUUAGCGACACAUCUUCAAAUGGACUGAAAUCUAAGGGCUCCUUAACUAACGACCAACAUGCAGUAGAUACAACUAGCUACAAUUCUUCUGAUAGAUUAUCCAACUCUUCUGUAGUUACACCGUCUAAGUCGAACUUUGGUCAUAGGAGGAAAUUUUCCCUGGGUAAUGGUAUCCUGGGUCCAAGAAAAGGUGAAAAGAUUGUUGUAUCUACAGAUGGCCAAAAUUAUAAUGUUGAGUAUAAUAUUCCAAAUACACCGGCACCUGCAAAUUUGAACCGCCACUCCACGGAUGAUAGUUCUGAGUCUCUAACGCUGGAUGAUACAAAUGGGGCAAGUGAUAUGCUAGUUUCCAGCAGAUUGGAGCAACAGAAUUACAUUAGAUCACCAACUAUAGGUGGUGCCCAAGAGAGUGCAUGUACCAAAAGUAGAAGCUCCAAGACACCACUUAAAUUUGAAAUUCAUAUUGUGAAAGUUCCAUUGGUUGGCUUGUACGGUAUCCAAUUCAAGAAAGUUAGUGGUAAUACAUGGUUAUACAAGUCCUUGGCAAGUGAAAUUUUGAGCAGGCUAAACUUAUAG